Messenger RNA from Lachancea mirantina, 2259 nucleotides. The record is from the annotation of a GenBank genome assembly. NCBI's taxonomy places the organism in Eukaryota, Fungi, Ascomycota, Saccharomycetes, Saccharomycetales, Saccharomycetaceae.
AUGUCGAAUCUUGGAUUGCAGAUACGCCAGGCAGCCCCCCAUGUGGAUCCGGUUGUGGCAGACUACGCAAAAGGGUACCUAGAGCAUUUAUCAACUGCGACUCAAGAUGCCGUUCAGAGCAAACAAUUGUCUUUGACAGACGAGGUGACCUUUUUAAAGAGUUUACUAGUGAGUGCUGGAGCUGAAGAGAGCAAGAUCAGUCCCCUAGCGGACGAAUUGUUGAAAAAGUUGAACUUGCAAUUGUCUGAAAAUCAAGCUAGAUUGGAAGUCACCGGUGACACGAGCAAAAGGUUAUUGGAUAUCAACGUUUUGAAGAGUCAUGACAACAAAGCAAAUAUCAAUACCUCGCUUGCAUUGCUAGGAGUAGGUGGUGACAUCGAGCAUCAAGGUCGGCAAAUUGAGACUAGAGUCGAUUUGAAAAAGCUUGAAAAAGCUGAAAAGAAAAUUGCCAAAAAAGUGGCCAAGAGAAACAACAAGUUUGUCAAGUAUGAGGCCUCGAAGCUCAUCAAUCAACAGAACAACGAGGAUUAUGAUUCGUUUUUUUUGAAGAUCAACCCUUUGGAUUUUGGUUCUGGCGCUGGUAAAUCUAAAGAUAUUAAAAUUGACACUUUCGAUCUGUAUGUCGGUGACGGGCAAAGAAUUUUGUCCGAUGCGCAAUUGACGUUGAGUUUCGGUCGCAGAUACGGUUUGGUUGGUCAAAACGGUAUCGGUAAAUCGACAUUGCUAAGGGCACUUUCGCGCAGAGAAUUGAACGUUCCACAACACAUUUCGAUUUUACACGUUGAACAAGAACUUCGCGGUGAUGAAACGAAGGCUUUGCAAAGUGUUUUAGAUGCAGACGUUUGGAGAAAACAGUUAUUGACCGAGGAGUCUCAAAUUAACAAUCGUGUCCAGGAAAUUGAAAAGCUGAGGUCAGAAUUCAAUGAAGAGAGUCUUGAGGUUAAAAAAUUGGAUAAUGAGCGUGAGGAUUUGGAGGGACAUUUGCAGCAGAUUUCAGAAAGGUUAGUGGACAUGGAAUCAGACAAGGCAGAAGCCCGUGCUGCUUCGAUUCUUUACGGUUUAGGUUUCAGUGCCGAAUCUCAACAGAGACCCACAAACUCGUUUUCAGGUGGUUGGAGAAUGCGCUUAUCAUUGGCGCGUGCUCUGUUCUGCCAGCCUGAUUUACUGCUUCUUGAUGAACCCACCAAUAACUUGGAUGUUCCAUCCAUCGCUUAUCUUUCUGAAUAUUUGAAAACAUACCCUUCCACACUCUUGGUGGUGUCGCACGAUCGUGCUUUUCUCAACGAAAUUGCCACGGACAUCAUCUAUCAGCACAAUGAGCGUCUGGACUAUUAUAGAGGUCAAAACUUCGACAGCUUCUAUGCCACGAAAGAAGAACGCCGCAAAAACGCACAACGUGAGUAUGAGAGUCAAGUCGCUUACAGAAAGCAUUUGCAGGAUUUCAUUGAUAAAUUCAGAUACAAUGCGGCUAAAUCACAAGAAGCUCAAUCGAGAAUCAAGAAACUUGAGAAAUUGCCAGUGCUUGAACCUCCAGAAGAGGAAAAGAACAUUACUUUCAAAUUUCCUGACUGUGAAAAGUUGUCUCCACCUAUUUUACAGUUGCAGGACGUAUCUUUUGGCUACGAUAAAAAUGAGUUGUUGCUGAAUGAUGUUAGUUUGGAUGUUCAAAUGGACUCUCGAAUAGCUUUGGUUGGUGCCAACGGUUGCGGUAAAACGACUUUGCUCAAGGUCUUGAUGGAAACUCUCGUACCCAUUAAAGGUUAUGUUUCCAAAAACCCAAGACUUCGUAUUGCCUAUUUUACUCAACACCACGUCGAUUCCAUGGAUCUCAACACAUCUGCGGUAGACUGGAUGUCUACUGCGUUUCCCGGUAGAACAGAUGAAGAAUAUAGACGUCAUUUGGGUGCAUUUGGUAUUACCGGUACUCUAGGUCUUCAGAAAAUGGCUCUUCUUUCUGGUGGUCAAAAGUCGAGAGUCGCAUUUGCUGCUUUGUGUUUAAACAACCCUCACAUUUUGAUUUUAGAUGAACCUUCGAAUCACUUGGAUACGGCUGGUAUCGAUGCUUUGAUCCGUGCUCUCAAGGGUUUCUCCGGUGGUGUGCUAAUGGUUUCUCACGAUAUCUCUGUGAUUAGCAAUGUGUGCAAUGAGAUAUGGGUGUCCGAGGAGGGUACCGUGAAAAGAUUCGAUGGUACCAUCUAUGACUAUAAGGACUAUAUUAUAUCAACGGCAACAAAAGCAGGGGUUGUGAAAAGGCAUUAG